Molecule: messenger RNA, 1620 nt
Organism: Acaulospora morrowiae
Lineage: Eukaryota; Fungi; Glomeromycota; Glomeromycetes; Diversisporales; Acaulosporaceae
Source: the annotation of a GenBank genome assembly
AUGACCGAACCAUGCCCCGCACUAAAAAUUCCCCCAGAAAUUUUCAUCAACAUAUGCCUCGACUUACCACCCGCCGACCUCCUUUCUCUCGCUCGUGUUUGCAAGAAAUUUCACGCAUACCUUUGCUCGACUAACUCGACCACCACCCAAGAGAUCUGGAAAAAUUCGAGGAUGCAAUUCAUGCCCCAGGUUCAGAUGCCACCACCCGAACAGAUGGACGAACGGCAGUACGUGAAACUGCUGUUUGAACGCGGAUGUCAGUUUUGUGGAAAGCCGAGAGUUAGAAGAGUUUAUUGGGCAUUUCUCGCAAGGUGCUGUAAAUCUUGUUUGGAAGAAAGAACCAUGAGACUCGAUCAAAUCCGACGCGACCUACUAUCUCAGGGCUCGGUUCCCGACGACAUUCUCUGCGGACUGACUCACACCACCAGUUAUUACAAAUGGGGUUGGGAUCGUAGUCCCAAGAACCGUCCUGCCAACCUCUAUUGGAUCGAAGACGUUCAUAAGGCCUAUCUCGAGUACACCAAACUUUCCAGCGAAGCCCGAAAAUCUUGGCUCGCCGCCAGACGCAAGGAAGGUCAUCAGAAAAUGGAAGACGUCGCAAAACGGGAGAUCGAGCAUGAAAACGCGUAUUGGUCUAAGACUGAGGAUAAUGAGAAGAAACGCGAGGAACGAGCAUCGACAAUCGAAAGCUUGAUUAAGAAGGAGAAAAAUGAAUAUGGAUUUCCAAGAUUUAAGAUGGCUUAUGUGGAACAAUGCAUGGUUUACAAUAAGGCGAUGAUGUCUUCGUCAACACACCCUUUUACCGAACGUGCUUGGAUUGGAUUUAGGAAUAAGUUGAUCCCACAGCACGACAAGAUUGCGGCAACUCAUAAGGCUCAACGACAAGCCACCGAGAGACAUUUUUCAUAUGACGUUGCCGUGCAAACUAGACAGAUGGAUAUAGUUAAAACGUGUUUUGAAUUGCUACGUCCUGAGAUUGAACUUCGGACCAUGUAUCCGGACGGGAGCAAUGGGAAUAAUAAUGGCACUCAGACAACCACGUCAGGGGUUUCAGACGCAAAUUCAAAUUCUACAAACGAUACCAAUACCACGCAGUCACAGUCCGUUUUUGAGUCUGGAUUGAUUAAAUUUCUCCCUUGGUGCCAGUCUUUUCGAAAUCCACCAUUUAUUGACAAUGAUCCGACAACACUCUGGGAUGAGGAUUUUUUAAUGGGAGUGCUUAUGCCUCAACUUCGCACCGAGGCCAUGCACCUGAGAGAUAAUCCCGCACCUUCAACAGAAGUUCGGGGAGCAGUUCUUAACAGUGGAUUGGGUAACAAAAGAAUUUUUAAGUGUGCACUUUGUCAACAUUGUCAUUCUGAACUCUGCGAAGCCCAACUCCAAAAUUCACAAGAUUUCGAGGAAGGUGAAACCAAGGAACAGCAACUUUAUUCGUUCUUUGAAAUUAGACUACACCUCGUUAAGAGCGAACAUAAUAUCCGGAUGAUCAAUGAAGAUUCCAUGAUAAUCGUGGUUCCCGAAGCCUUCGAAACUGCCGAGACCGCUCAAUCGUUUCCUAGAAAUAAACCCGAGAUAUUUUUUGCUGUUGGGUUUAAUUGUAACCUGAUUGUAAAUUUGUGA